CCCCCUUCUUCCCCCAACCAUUUCACCAUUCUUUUUCCACACCCAUUUAUUAGAUUCCUUCAAUGCUCCUUUCUUCUCCAUUGGAAUUCGCCGAUUCUUAACCCAAAAACCCAUUUCAAUUUCUUCAUUUCUUCUUCAUUUUUUGCACUUUUGGGCAUACAAAUCUUCUGGGUUUUUCUGUUUUUGCUUCCUUUCUCCGAAUUUCCCCUUCUGGGUUUGUUGUACAGAUGCCUGUUUUUGUAAUCCACGACUGUUUUCUUACAGUUUUUUAACAAAACAAUCAUGUUUCAUAUUUUUCUUCUUUUUUUUGUUGGGUGUGUAUGAAUAAGUUAUUUAAGUCAAAGUUUCUUCCAAUUUUCUUUCACUCUUGAACCAUAUAUUUAAAUAAAUAGGGAAAAACAGAGUGAUAUGGGGAAGAAUGGACCUUGCUGUCACUGUGGAGUUAUAAGCACUCCUCUUUGGCGUAAUGGACCUCCCGACAAACCGGUGUUAUGCAAUGCGUGUGGAUCCCGAUGGAGGACAAAAGGAACACUCACAAACUAUACCCCGUUGCAUGCUCGGACUGUUCCUGAUGAAUAUGAAGAUCACAGGGCUUCCAGGGUGAAGAGCAUUUCAAUAAAUAAAAACAAAGAAGUAAAACUGCUGAAACGAAAGCUACAACAAGCCGAUGGAUCGAUUGGGUGGACGCUUCCCGAUCAAGGUCAGGAUUACCAUAGAGUAGUGGAUGAAGACACAAGCAAUAGGUCGAGUUCUGGAUCGGCCAUAUCUAAUCCUGAGAGUUGUGCCCAUUUCAGCAGUGCAGAUGCAAGUGAUUUGACAGGUCCAGCUCAGUCAGUAGUGUGGGAGACGACAGUGCCUUCGAGGAAGAGGACGUGUGUGACUCGUCCAAAGCAAUCCCCGGUCGAAAAACUGACUAAAGAUCUAUGUAGUAUUUUACGAGAGCAGAGAUCCUCCUAUUUCUCCGAAGCUUCCGAGGAUGAUCUGCUUUUCGAGAGCGAAAAACCUAUGGUCUCUGUUGAGAUAGGCCAUGGAAGCAUUCUCAUUAGGCAUCCAAGCUCGAUAGCUCGAGACGAGGAAUCUGAAGCUAGCUCAGUUUCAGUUGAUAACAAGCAAUACUUGAUAAAUGAUAUCUAUUCCCCUCAUUCUGCAACUGUUCUUGUAUGUAGUGAACAACAAGAACAAUUUAAAAGGGAUGAGUCUCGUCACGAAUGCUUACAAGUUCUUGGAAACCACGACUCGCCCUUAUGUGAUGUAGAUAUAAAUGACGUCGUAAACUUCGGAGAGUUUGCGAGACGGUUAACAAAUGAAGAACAACAGCAACUAAUGAAGUACCUACCACAGGUUGAUAUCGCUGAAUUUCCCCAGACUCUCAAGAGUAUGUUUGAUAGCCCCUAUUUCAAGGAGAAUUUAAUGUCCUUCCAACAACUGCUUAGCGAGGGCGUUUUCGAUGCCUCCUUCCUUGGAACGAAGAUCGAAGACUGCAAGACUCUGAGAAGGCUCGUAUUAUCUAAUUCAUCAAAAUCCAAAUGGGUCGAGCUCUAUCAACAACUGAAGAAAUGUGAAAAUGGUAGCAAAGAACCUUUUUUUUCCCGUGCCAACACGUCGGUGUCGAGUAACUACAUGAAUGUUGAUGAGAGCUACAAUCAAACUAUUCCAGAGGUAAUGACUAUCAUGAAGAGUCCCAAAAGAUUGGUGAUGAAGGAAAAUAAGGAUCCUGGAGAGAAUGAUGGGUCUUGCUUCAGUCCUAGAAGCUUAUUUGCCUUGCCAUCUGAUGGAAGCUACGACAUGUUCGACUGCUUGCAUUUUGUUGAAGAACGUUCGGAUCACGGUCUAUUGUUAGAGGUACGGUCGAAUAGUUCGUUCCCACAAGCCGAGCUCCUUCACCCGACCUCUCAUUCUGGUGGUAGGCAGGCCAGCACAUGUAGUAGUUCAGUUCACCCACAUCUUGUUCAUCACUAACAACUGUAUUUUCUGUUCAUAACAUGCGUGCUUAAUAACUAUGGCUCGGACUCGCAUGCUUGGCUAGUCGGUAAACGAGGUCGAAUAUCAGUUUUCUUUUCACUUCACCCCUUGGAUGAAGUUCGAAUGAUGGAAACAUCAAUUUGGGUGGAAAAUUUUGUAUAGGGUUAACACUAGAUUUGUAAGAUAUAUACUUGAAUUUUAUGUAUCGAAGAAUUGAUAGUUCCUAGAUCUUUGUAUGGUA
Messenger RNA from Cucurbita moschata (crookneck pumpkin), 2203 nucleotides. Its product is annotated as GATA transcription factor 26-like. The transcript is spliced from 8 exons. Bases 409 to 1959 code for a protein of 516 amino acids. Gene Ontology annotation, biological process: regulation of DNA-templated transcription. The record is from RefSeq and is a predicted model, not a curated record. NCBI's taxonomy places the organism in Eukaryota, Viridiplantae, Streptophyta, Magnoliopsida, Cucurbitales, Cucurbitaceae. Gene Ontology annotation, molecular function: zinc ion binding; sequence-specific DNA binding.